AUGAAGAAAAUUGGUGGAAACGGAAACAACAACAACAACAACAACAACUUGAUAUUUAUGAAUUUGUGGAAAAUUAUUGAAAAUUCAUAUAAAAUUAUUAGAAUAUAUGGAUUUACAAAAGAUCCAGAUACUUUGAAUUAUGUAUUAUUAAUGGAGUAUACAAAUAAGGGCAGUUUAAAAAGAUGUUUAACAGAAAUAACAAAAAAUUGGGAACAAAAAUUAUUUUGUUUAUAUCAAAUUAUUAGAGGUCUUAAUGAUAUUCAUAAAAAAGAUCUUAUUCAUUAUAACUUUCAUAAUGGUAAUAUUUUAUGUAACAAGUAUGGAGAAAAUAUAUAUGGAAUUUUCAUUAGUGAUUACUUAGGAUUAUAUCAACUUGCAAAAUCUUUUUUAAAAGAAAAUAAUAUCUAUGGAGUUUUGCCAUUUAUAGCACCUGAAAUUUUAAGAGGUCAACCUUAUACUCAAGCUAGUGAUAUAUAUAGUUUUUCUAUAAUUAUGUGGGAAUUUGCAUCUGAAAUUCUACCAUUUAAUGAUAAAGCACAUGAUCUUCAACUUGCUUUAAGUAUUUGUAAAGGUGAACGUCCUGAAAUUAUUGAAAAUACUCCGCAAUGCUAUAUAGAUUUAAUGAAAAAAUGCUGGGAUGAAAAUCCAUUAAAAAGGCCAUCUUCUAAAGAAGUUUUAAAUAUUAUUAAAAAUUGGAUUUUUCUUCCUUAUAAUAAGGAAAUUGAAGAUAUUAAUGAAGAAUUAAAAAGCAAUAUUAUGGAAUUUAUAAAUGCACCAAUUAAACAUAAUAACCUUAUUGUAAAAUCUCAUCCAAAAGCAUGCUAUACAAGUCAUUUACUUGAUUUUACUAGUGAAGAAUUAAAUGGAAUUCUAGAAGGUUUACAAGGAUAUCUUAAAUUAAAACAAAAAUAUCAAAGUUCUCAAAAUGAAUUACAAAAUAUUCAAAUGGAAUUAGUUCUCAAUCAAACCAAUGAUUUUCUGAAAGUUAAGGAUAAUUUCCUAACUUUACGAGAAGAAGCUAUUGAAAAACUACAAAAUUGCUGUAAUCAUCUAGAAAGUUCUAUUAAUAAGGAAAGAAAUACUAUUGGUUCUGUUGGAGAUAUGAAAAUCUCUAAAUUGACUGAUAAAUACACUAAAGAAUUUCAAAAUAUUCUUGUAAAAUAUAAUGAUGGAUUGUUAGAGUUGAAUAAAAAUUAUUAUUCCUUAAAGAAAAUUGUUCAGAAAAAUAAAGAGUUGGAAAAUAGCCUCAUAAUUGAAAAUAUUCUUAAGUUGAAUUCUUUUAAUCUUGAUAAUUACAAAAUUUUUAAAUUUGCUACUAAUUCUCAGGAAGGAAUCAAAAUUCAAUUAAAUUCUAAUAUGAUGGCAGAAGAUAUAAAUUCAUUGAGAAAAAAUUUGAAUGAAUUGAAAUUAGAAUUAGAUCAAGAAAAAAAAGAAUUAAAAAAUUUAGCAACAGUUUAG
Molecule: messenger RNA, 1458 nt
Organism: Rhizophagus irregularis DAOM 181602=DAOM 197198
Lineage: Eukaryota; Fungi; Glomeromycota; Glomeromycetes; Glomerales; Glomeraceae
Source: RefSeq, a predicted model, not a curated record